Molecule: messenger RNA, 5043 nt
Organism: Canis lupus familiaris (dog)
Lineage: Eukaryota; Metazoa; Chordata; Mammalia; Carnivora; Canidae
Gene: MLEC
Product: malectin
Exons: 5
Coding region: 151-1020 (289 amino acids)
Cellular component (GO): membrane
Molecular function (GO): carbohydrate binding
Source: RefSeq, a predicted model, not a curated record
CACCCGUGGCUGAGAAGGAGGCCCGAGAGCGACAUGUCCCCGGCGGCUGAAGCACAGCGGCCCGUGGCGCUGUCGUUCUGAGUCCGGGGCGGCCUGGCGGCCGGCUGAGGACGAGGAUCGGCGGAGGCUGCCCCCGCUGUGGUGGCCACCAUGCUGGGGGCCUGGGCGGUUGAGGGAGCCGCCGUGGCGCUCCUGCGACUGCUGCUGUUGCUGCUGCUGCCGGCGCUCCGGGGGCCGGGGCUCGGCGUGGUCGGCUCGGCGGGGGCCGGGCUGCCGGAGAGCGUCAUUUGGGCGGUCAACGCGGGCGGCGAGGCUCAUGUGGACGUGCACGGGAUCCACUUCCGCAAGGACCCUUUGGAAGGCCGGGUGGGCCGAGCCUCCGACUAUGGUAUGAAACUGCCAAUCCUGCGUUCCAACCCUGAGGACCAGAUCCUGUAUCAAACAGAGCGGUACAAUGAGGAGACUUUUGGCUACGAAGUGCCCAUCAAGGAGGAGGGGGACUACGUGCUGGUGUUGAAAUUUGCUGAGGUCUACUUUGCACAGUCCCAGCAGAAGGUAUUUGAUGUGCGAUUGAAUGGCCACGUCGUGGUGAAGGACUUGGAUAUCUUUGAUCGUGUUGGGCACAGCACAGCUCAUGAUGAAAUCAUCCCUAUGAGCAUCAGAAAGGGGAAGCUGAGUGUCCAAGGGGAGGUGUCCACCUUCACAGGGAAACUCUAUAUCGAGUUUGUUAAGGGGUACUAUGACAAUCCCAAAGUUUGUGCACUCUACAUCAUGGCUGGGACAGUGGAUGAUGUACCAAAGCUGCAGCCUCAUCCAGGCCUGGAGAAGAAAGAGGAGGAAGAAGAAGAAGAAGAAUACGAUGAAGGGUCUAAUCUCAAAAGACAGACCAACAAGAACCGGGUGCAGUCGGGCCCACGCACGCCCAACCCCUAUGCCUCGGACAACAGCAGCCUCAUGUUUCCCAUCCUGGUGGCCUUCGGAGUCUUCAUUCCAACCCUCUUCUGCCUCUGCCGGUUGUGAGAACACAUACCAUCCUGAACUGGGUGGAGGGUGUGGGAAGGAAACCAAACAUGUUGGUUUUGGUUUCUGUAUUUUUCACAAUGAUUAACAAACAAACAAAAAACAAAAACCACACACAAAAAAUUAAAGGAGAAAAAAAGAGGCAGAGUGGGUAGAGAGCAGCCCCCAUUCCCCACUGGUCCCAGCCCUGCUUUAUUCCCUGUGCUCUCUUUGUGGCUGGCCCCAGCCAUCUCUUUCCUCUCCAGGGUACUUAGGGUAAAGCGGAUCCUACACAGUCACGGAUCCUCAUCUGCACAUCUAGUGGAAAGGACUCUGAACCCAGAGCAGACAUGGUUCCUUUUUUUAGGUUUGAAAUUAACAGCAGGGAAAUGUCAUCUUAUUACCUGAGAAGACCAGUGCUGGGAGUUGGGUAUGUUCUGAAGUUAUGUCCAGAUAAGUUUUCAGAUGUCCUCGGAUUGAAAGUGUGUGUGUGUGCUUUGUGUAUAUGUGAAGGUGUAUAAUUUGUAUGAUAAAGAUGAAAACAGAAGGGGGAUUAAAAAAAAGAAAAGAAAAGUAGAUACUUCCUUACUUGGAAGCCUUUCUGGUUUCAGCCUAAUGAUGGUUCCACCUUAAGUGUUUGCGCUUUGUCAUUGCUUGUCUCCCUGACAUGUGCCAGUUAGAGGACUGUCUGGUAUCCAAGACGAUUAGUUUAUUUCAGGUCCUCAAGUUGCCUCUGACUUGUUACCACAACAAAUCAUUUUGAUUUCAGUGCCUGUUGGGGACUUGAUUUCCUCUCAUUUUCCCCCCCCUUAAUCUGGCUCAUUUGAAAUCUCUUCUCUCUGUCUCUCUGUCUCUCUCUCUCUUUCUCUCUUUCAAUCAUCCCACUAAAUUAUUGCCAAGAAGGGAAGGAGACAUGGGGAUUUGGGGUUCCCUUUGCUUGAAUGUCUUAUCCUCUACCACCUCACCUUGUUGGUACCUCCCUCCCUGGAUCUCUGAGCCAGCAGCCAGGAGGACCUGACCCAGCAGUUCUUUUACUGGCCCCUUUGUAGGGUCUUGCUGCCAGGGGACAGGGAUGCUUUCCAGCCUGCAGCAACAGAACACUUGACCUUAAAAGUCUCUUCUGGUCUUUGGAUUGGAAAAGGCUUAUGUUAGCAUAAUUUAAGAGCCACCUCAAGAGACUUGAGCCCUACUAAGUGACUGACCACUGUUUAGAGUAUCUAUCUAGUAUCUGAUGUUCAUUUAGUCCCAUAUCCUUCUGUGGCACAAGCCAACCAGUUUUGGUUUAUGCCCAGAGUUGCCCCCGCAGAACUAGACUGAUUGUAUCUGGCCCAGUGGCUCCUCUCACUGAUUUUAACAGUAUGCCCCUCUGUCCUUUCAUCUCCGUAUCCAAGUUACAGUUGGGUUCUUGGCAUGACGGGGCUGAAAGAUUUCCAGUCAGCCAUAGUCCUGGCAGCUCUGAAGCCAACCUUAGCAUCUAAGCAUCUGUCUUAAAUUCCCUGGAAAAACUUCUGCAGGAAAUGAAGCUUACCCCUUCCCUUCCUUUCUGGUCACUGUUAUCCUUUUCCCAGUUAAAGCAGCAAUGAGGGAGGACCUAACCAAACUACAAGGAAUUUUGUGGAUGGAAGACAGCAGGAUUAGCUUCUGCUUGGGCUGGAGCAGCACAGAAUCUCAGACAAGGCCCAUCUUUUCAGAAUGUGUUUAAUUUUGUCCCCCCCCCCCCCAAUGUUUUUAAAGAGCUUCCAUAUAUUUGAACUGUUCAUUUUGUGACAAAGUAAGUAGCUUUGGGCUCAUGUCCUGGGUUUUGACUCUUAAUGAGUUACUCUGGGCCAACGUUGAGUCCUUUGAGAGUUGGAGCCCUUUAUUUUAGCUGUGACUUAGGCCUCAGUAGUAGGGUAUUGAGUCGGGCAUCUGGAUGGCUCUGGCCUGAGGCUGCAAUAAGAGGACCGCUUCCUGGAGUGCUUCACAAAGCUCCCUGCUUUAAAGGAUGACAUCCCUUAGCCUUGGUCCUGGGGACCCCCUGCCUGGGGCAGCCAAUAUCCUGACUAUUAAUCGAGCUUCUGACAGUGGCUUUGGUUCCUCUUCCAUCACAACUCCCCACAGCUGUCAGCCACUGCCAGUGGAGUAGACAAGAUGAGGAAGGAGGACUUGCUGCCUCCAUUUUGCCUUGUUUGUUAGUUUGCCUGGGUCUCUGAGGAAGGGGAGGGUCCCGCCUCCUUACCUCAACCCAUCCUUUCAGUGACUCAGAGUCUCAGAAGGAAACCCUGGCUCCUGGGGCCAUUUCCUAAUGGUACUGUAAGCCAAGCAGCUUUGCUUCCAAGCUUACCCCUGUUUCCAAGCCCACUCCUUUCCCCUGAGUUCAGGGAUAAGGGAUGGGCAUUUUCCUCUGCUUGUGUCCGAAAGGAAGGAACAUCUUUCUAUGGCUCACAAAAACUAAAGGAGAAGUGAGGAAACAGGAAGAAGUAUGGUGGGGGCUGGGGUAGAGUCCCCUGGAGCCAAGCCCACCCAGCUAACAGAGCUGCCCAGGGCUGGUUAUAGCUGGCCCGUGAUGCUGAACUUGAAAGCUUUUUUUUUUGUUUUGUUUUUUGUUUUUUGGCUCCUCCAAGAUGAUAUAGGUACAUGAAGUUUAGGUUAAAGGGGUAGGGUGGGGCACUCUUUAUUUGUAUUUUUGUAUUGUGUGUGUCACGGAUUACUCUGUUCAUCGUUUGCUUUUUGCACUGUUUGUUCCCCUGCCUAAAUUUUGAGCUCAUGCUAGGCCCAGGCGGCUGUGCUGUAGGGAGUCUGUCUGGGGUUGGGGAAGUGAUGAGGGAGGCCACUUAGGCCUGGGGAAAGGGAGAUCUGGCUCUUCUACUGGAUCCAUGCUCUCCUAGGCUUUUCGAUUUCCCUGACCCCAAAGCCAAGAGCAUAUGGUCAAGAUGAAACUCCUUUUGCCAGGAGUGUGGCUUUGGUUCAGUUUUUGGGUGGACCACACAAAGAUGUCUACUCUCAGCCCAGAGAGUCUGCAGCGUCGUAGCUCUGAUUUGGGUCAGAGGUCGGCUGGCUGUUUUGGGUUUUACUCAUCUGACUAAAACAUUGUGGGUCCCACAGGAAACAAUCUGUGGGAUCCAUGUCCCCUAAACCAGAUCCCAUUUUUCUGUAAAGUCUCCGCUAUGGAGGAGAAGCUGCUCAGUGAAUAUCUUGAAUUUUGGUGACUUGAAAGAUGGUUAUCUUCAAGUGUCAGCGGUGUUAGACUCCCAGGGGGGCCACAGGGCCUGCAGGGCUACUGGCUGGUUUGAGAGUGUGACCUUGUUCUCUUUUUUUCCACAGUUUGCCUAAGAGAUACUGGCCUGAAAUUGGGGGAUCACAUUAGGGGUCAAUUAGGCUUUGAAGAGAUGAGGUGAAAUUUAAGUUUACCUCCCCUUUCUGUGCCUGGAAACUUUAAUCCAGUUUCAGAAUUGUGUUUUGACUUCUUUAUCUUUUUGGAGAAGCUUCUGUUUUAAGGAAUUUCUCUUCCUUCUUAUCCUGCCUCUACUUUCUCCUGAGAAGGCCUGGCCAUGGCUUCUAGAAUCUCAGUUGAACUUCAGAAAACAGCAGCAGUAUUUUCCCUUUCCUAGCAAGUAUACUCCUUUCUCUAGAAAUUGGCUCACCUUGGGAAGCCCAGGGAGAGUCCAUAGGUUCUCUACCCUCCCUGGAGAUUGGGGCAGGACCCACCCCGGUCAGCACAGUGCCUUUUCCUCUCCUGCUCUGAGCCAGGGUGGGCAUUCCCUCUAGAUUCAGGUCUGGGCGGGGUCUUACAGUCCUUGCCAUGGGGCUGAUUCCCCAUCCCUUUCUCCCUUUCCUCUUUGCUGGCCGGCUCUGACCUAAUUCAAGUGUCUUCUUGCCUCAAGGAGCCUUAAUGGCAUCAAGUGGCAACAUGUAAUAUUGUCCUCCAUGCCUCUCUAAAGGACCUAGGAGAACAGGUGAGCUUUCCAAAGUGAGAGAUUAACAGAUGCUCCUGUUCAAAAAAAAAAAAAAAAAGGGAAGGAGGAGGAGAUGCUUUGGGCCUCCUUCUGCUGUGGGGAAGGCUAA